Solanum verrucosum is the source of this 1597-nucleotide messenger RNA. RefSeq names its product F-box/kelch-repeat protein OR23. The transcript has 2 exons. NCBI's taxonomy places the organism in Eukaryota, Viridiplantae, Streptophyta, Magnoliopsida, Solanales, Solanaceae. Bases 178 to 1431 code for a protein of 417 amino acids. The record is from RefSeq and is a predicted model, not a curated record. Gene Ontology annotation, molecular function: protein binding.
CCAGUAUCUCUGAUUCUUCAAUUGUCCCAACCGCCAUUGAUGACAUAGCAGAAAAAUUGUGUUGAUUGAACCGGGGUAAGAUUCUCAUCCUCUCUAUGUUUAAGUCGCCACAAAAAAAUUGGGUUUUUUCUCAUACAGAAGAAGCAAAAGUUUGUUGGGGUUCAUUCAGAUUAACCCAUGGCUCUUCCUUCUUCAACAACUGUUACAAAUCAAGAAUCUCAACUACAAACCAUAAACCCAACUAUAAUCCCUGGUCUUCCAAACGAUUUAGCAGCGAUUAUACUUGUAUUCGUUCCUUACUCUCAUCAUUCACGUCUCAAAUCCAUUUGUAAAUCAUGGAAGCACUUUUUCUCUUCCAAAACCAUCAUUUCUCUGCGGCAAAAGCAUCUCCCACUAUCUACUCUGUCUCCCCUUCUCUGUAUAUUCCCACAAGAUCCUUUAAUUGCUUCGCCGUACCUGUUUGACCCUAGAAAUCUUGCGUGGUCUCCACUUCCACCUAUGCCUUGUAACCCUCAUGUAUAUGGGCUUUGUAAUUUCACUUCGAUUUGUAUCGGCUCUCAUUUGUAUGUGUUAGGUGGGUCGCUUUUUGAUACACGAUCUUACCCUCUUGAUUACCCAUGUCCUUCAUCCUCUGCUUUUAGGUUUGAUUUUGGAACUUUUUCAUGGGAGACGUUGGCGCCUAUGAUUAACCCUAGGGGGAGUUUUGCGUGUGCUGCGGCACCUAAUUUUGAUAAGAUUUUGGUGGCGGGUGGUGGGUCUCGGCAUACGAUGUUUGGGGCGGCUGGUAGUAGGAUGAGUUCAGUGGAGAUGUAUGAUAUUGGGAAAGAUGAGUGGGUUGCAUUGGAUGGGUUACCUAGGUUUAGAGCAGGGUGUGUUGGGUUCUUUGUUGGGAAUGGAGAGGAGAGGGAAUUUUGGGUGAUGGGUGGAUAUGGCGAGUCGAGGACAGUCUCCGGGGUGUUUCCUGUGGAUCAAUAUUAUAGGGGUGUUUUAGUGAUGGAAAUGAAGAAUGGUGGGAAGUGGAGGGAGCUUGGGGAUAUGUGGGAAGAAGGGGAAAGGUGGAAGCUUGGAAAGAUUGUUGUGGUUGAGGAUGUGCCUUCGGAAGCUCCUGCAGUAUUCAUGCUCGACCGAGGAGAUAUUUUCAGCUAUAUAAUGGCUUCCAACAGUUGGAUAAAGGAAACAAGUCUGCCAAGAAAAACAUCUGAUGAAUCAUCUGUUGGCUUUGUUGCAUUGGAUGGGGAGCUGCAUGUGAUAUCUCAUUUAAAUGGGGUUAAAUCAAAGGAGUGCCAAAGAUUAAGGCAGCAGAAAAGGUCAACUAUGCUUGUACAGAUAUACCAUCCUAGGACGAAGUCAUGGAGGUCUGUCACUACAAGGUCACCUUUUCAGCACCCUUUGGAUUUCAAAACUGCAGUUAUGUGCGCCAUUCGUCUGUAGAUCUAUAUUGUUGCAUUGGUGUGCCUAUGAAGCAGUUGUUUGGUUUAGUAGAUCCUCCCUCUUUACCUGUUGUGAAUGGCAUUGUGUAUAUCUUUCAUUGACAUGUUCUUAUUGUCAGAAUUAGUACUGUAAAUGCAACUGUAAUAAAUGUAACUUUUCUUAUCUC